UUGUUUGCUUUUCUUUAUUGUAUAUGACGUUACAUUAUUUUCACAGCAGUUUAUUAUAAUCUUAUAUUCUAAAUUUCUAAUUUAUUUGCAGCUUCACACUCAAGAACUUUUUUCUCCAAUAUUUCUAUCUUUCAUGGUCCUUAAGCUGCUCUUACCAAUAUGGGUAAUGAUGUUUGUAUUCCAUCCAUUGCCUCCUGCUGGUGAUCAAGAAGAUUUGAUUCCUGCUUUCAGUGAAGAUGGAGCAUACUCUUCAACAUUUAGUGCAAGUACUGAGGACCAACAAUACAGACAACUCUACUAUCCUGCUGAGGAUUACCGAAGUGUAGACACACAAGUGAGUGUUGCACCUGGAGGUCACCUGACUGGAGCUGUUGGCACCAACAUUAAAAUCACUCAUUCAGCAGCCACUAACGUUGCAGCCAAUAGCAACUAUUUCAAGCAGACAUCUUUGGCUCCAAUUAGAGAAGAAAGUGGUUCUGUUUCUGUUGGCUCACUCACUGCCACUCAGAGUCAUUCAAUCAAUAAUGCCCCUGGUGUUCAGUUACAGGCUCCACUACCUUCUCAGCAACAAGACAUGCAAGCUCCACCACAGAUCCAGCAACAGAAUAUUCGGCAGCAGCAACUACAAAAGCAGCAGCAACAGCAACGUCGAGACAAGGCAUUUGUGUGAGCUGUUAUGUUCACAUGUGAAUUAGGAAAGAAAGAUGCUAAGAGAAAAAUUAGCUUUGCAUAUUACUAGAAAUAUAAAUUAAAAUUGCUAAUUUUUCUUCUAUUAGUAAUUACAGUAAUAAUGAUGAUGACAUCUACAAGAAAGACAUCUCAACAUUCUUUAUUAUCUUUAGUAUUCCUGCAUUAUAAAUUCUGCAGAUUAAUUCCUACUAAUUUGGAAACAUGCCCUAAACAUAAUCUAUUCAGAUAUUAUCAUAGCUGCAUAUCUGGAGCAUUGCAAAGGAAUCCCAGUAUUGACUGUAGGACUUCUGUUUAUUCCACUGUUAUAUGGAAAAACUAUACUGCACAUUUAUCCAGUGACCAUUGCUUGAGACAUUGGAGAAAAAGAAUCUGCUUGUAUGCAUACAGUAUGUGAAAUAUGUAUGGCUUGUAGCAAUAAGUCAUACAUGUGUGUGUGUGAGAGAGAGAGAGAGAGUGAGUAUGUAUUUAUAUGUAUUUAUAUGUAAAUUAUGAUGUCUUGGUGGUUGUAACCACAAUUCUGUAAAAUAUAAACUGCACAUUCCCCACAUUUCUCAGUUGAAAAGGUUUCCUUUCUGUAUAACAAUGUAUUAUCUUGAGUGGAACCUUUUCUAGCUUUGAUAUGUAUGCAAGCAACUUUAAACUUGAUUCCAAAGUUUUUACUAAAUGUCAAGUGUGUACUGCAUGUGCCAUGUUUUCAUUUCAGGACAUCCUUUUGUAUGCAGUUGAUUGAGGAAUCUGUACUGAAGUUCUGAUUUAAAAGGAAAACACUAAAGGCAUGUUCUAGUUUCACUGGUAUUCAGCUUUAUUAUAGCUGAUACAUUCCACACCAAUUAUUCACAUAUAUUUAUUCAGACAGAACAAAAAUAUCAUUGAAUUUUACAAUUCACUUUUUUAAAUGAUAUGUUUAUAUUUAAUGUUUUUCAAACUUUAUUAUUUGUAUAUGUGUAUAGACAUGAAGUGAUAUUACUGCUAUAACAAUAUCUUUAAUUUAUGCAUCACUCAAUCAAAGAAGGUUUCCAAACAAUUAAAAAUGCUAACUUUAGUGGUCAUUUAUCUCAUAUCUAGUAGCAUAUAUAUAAUAUCUUAUUUUAAUGUACAUUAUUGCCAAAUAUAUUGUCUGAGAGAUUAAAACAAAGUUAGCUGUUUCUAUUUUGAAAUAGGAUGACAAGUAUUUAUUUGGACAUUUAUCUUGGAGCUAACAAAACUAGUGACAUUAUGUUCAAAGUCAGCAAGUCCUCACUACAACUCUUUAAUUCAUACGAACAUUUGAAACUUUUAAAAAUAAAAAUAAAGUAUA
Messenger RNA from Octopus bimaculoides (California two-spot octopus), 1987 nucleotides. RefSeq names its product rho GTPase-activating protein 17-like. The record is from RefSeq and is a predicted model, not a curated record. NCBI's taxonomy places the organism in Eukaryota, Metazoa, Mollusca, Cephalopoda, Octopoda, Octopodidae.